Actinia tenebrosa (Australian red waratah sea anemone) is the source of this 5239-nucleotide messenger RNA. RefSeq names its product rho guanine nucleotide exchange factor 7. The record is from RefSeq and is a predicted model, not a curated record. Gene Ontology annotation, cellular component: cytoplasm. NCBI's taxonomy places the organism in Eukaryota, Metazoa, Cnidaria, Anthozoa, Actiniaria, Actiniidae. Gene Ontology annotation, molecular function: protein binding; guanyl-nucleotide exchange factor activity.
GCAUGAAACUCUGAAAUAUUAUUUGAAGCUCACUCCGCCCACAAAAGUAUCCUGCUCUUCUCGUAAAAAUAAUUGCCUUUCAAAUCCAAUGAACUCUUCAUAACUUCGCAUAGAGAGACCUCAUUACCCGUAACGAAAAAGAACAGUUUUUAAGUGAUGGAAGGACGAGUUCAACGGUUACAAAAAUGGUUUCUAUCUUUAGGUUUACUCAACGGUGAAGAACAUGGCAAAAAUGUCGAAAAAAUGUUCGUGGAAACUCUCCUUAACGGUGUUGUACUGUGUCAGCUAAUCAACAAGUUGAACCCUGGAGUCAUUGAGAAGAUUCACGAGCCGCCAACAACUGAGCAAGAACGGUUUGCCAACCUCGAGGCCUUUUUGAGAGCCUGCCAAGAAAUUGGAGUAAAAUCCGAAGAGGUUUUUGCUGUAAAUGACCUGGAAAGCGAAGGAGGAUAUGAAAAAGUGCUACGGACUCUCGAAAGCUUAGAAAGUAUAUCAAAUGGUCAUGGUUUUGCUACCAACACAUCCAGGCCACCACCAUUGCCAACACAAAUAGACGGCGAUAACACAGGAGAGAACAGUAUAGCACAAAUUGCAGAGAAAAAAGAGAUGACAGAUUAUGGUGGUGGUGUACGCCUUGUUAAGGCAACUUUCCCAUUUCAAGGGACUGAUGAUGAUGAGAUCUGUUUCGUAAAAGGAGACAUUCUAGAAGUAACAAAGGUCGUUGAUGGUGGAUGGUGGGAAGGGACUAUCAAUGGCAAAUAUGGUUGGUUUCCAAGUAAUUACGUCCAGGAAAUCUCUUCAAGUCCUGAAGUACCAGUAACACCCACAACUCCAUCCCCUGAUGCGCUGUCUGCAAAUAAAAGGGACAGCACAAGAGUAUAUCAUAACUUGGUUGUACAAAAUAUUUUGGACACAGAAAGGGCUCAUGUUAGUGAACUCCAGGCCUUGCUGCAGAACUAUCUCAAGCCAUUGAAAUUUUCAAAUGUCCUCUCUUCAAGAGAUUUGAAAGUUUUAUGUGGAAACUUUGAAGAACUUGUUAAAUUUCAACAAAACCUUUUUAGUAUCAUAGACGAGUGUGCACAUCAGCCUCUCAGCACCCAACGUAUCGCAGCAAACUUCUUACAAAUUGCACCUCAGAUGAAGGAGCUCUACUUAACUUACUGUGCAAACCAUCCAAGAGCUGUGGAAAUUCUUACAAAGUAUAGCGAUGAAUUGUCGGCAUUCAUUGAAAGUAAAGGAGCACCAGCACCUGGAAUACUUACCCUCACCACAAGUCUAAGCAAGCCCUUCCGCCACCUUGAUAAAUACCCAACUUUAUUACUUGAGCURGAAAGACAUUUAGAGGAUGGACAUAUUGAUCAACUGGAUACCAAAAAGGCAAUAGCUGUUUUUCAAAAUAUAAAAACCAGCUGUACUGAAAUGAGAAAGAAGAAGGAAACGGAACUAGAAAUUCUUACCGGAGACAUUGAAGGCCUUGAUAAAGAGGAACUUGCUAAAUUUGGAGAAUGCUUACUAGUGUCGCAGUUUCUAAUCCAUGGUAAUGAAGGGGAAGUUAAAGAGAGAUAUUUCCUGUUAUUUCCAUCCUAUCUCGUCAUACUACAAGUCAGCCCAAGGCUUAACGGCUUCUGUUAUGAGAAAAAGCAUGACUUAUCAAGAGUGUCAUUAAGAUCUUUAGAAGACACAGAGGGCAUCCUCAAUGCCUUCGAAAUCAAAGCAAGUGGAGAGGUAAUGAAAAUCUCAACAAACCAUGCACCAGAAAAGGCAGCCUGGUUAGAAACUGUUUCCGAGCUUGUAGGAAUAGAACCGUCACACUCAACUCCAAAUCACAGUCCAAAAUCCCUGGAAAAAACAGCAUGGGACUCAAGAUUUAUCGGCAAAACAGAUAAGACAAGUGACUUCAAUGUCUCACCAACUGGCUUGCCUAAGAGGUCUAAUAGUACUUCUUUAACAACGUCACAUCAGCCCUCAACAGAGAUAAUACGUUCCAUGUCUACGUCUCAUUCAGCAAAUACAGAUUUGACUUCACUCGGCUCUCCAGUACAUAGCCCACUAGUACCAAAGAGAUGGGAUUUCUCCAAACUUAGACCAACUCCACCUCUUCGACCUGCUUAUGCACUGGCAGCUAAAGAGCAUGAUACUUCAAUGGGGCGUUCUGUCAAAGGCCUUUUACACUCCAACAAGAAGAAACAAGAUUUCACGAUCUUACAGUGUUUACCUUUAUCACACGGUCGAACUAAAAGUGAAGCAACAGAUGAGGAAAGACAUAGUAACUUAACAUCUGUAUCAGGUGGAAGUCAUGUCUUAGAAGAAGAUAUGCUAAUCCUUCGAGUGAUUGAAGCAUACUGUACAAGUGCACGGGCCAGGCAGACCUUAAAUUCAAGUCCAAUAGCACCGGAGAUCCCUGCACAUGCACCCAGAGCAAUGUCUACAUCAAGUUUAAGAAGUGACUGGAAAAGAAAAUCAAAAAAGAAACAAAAUAGAGACGAGACCACUAUUCCUGAACAGACUAAAAAAAGACCCGAAUCUGAUGGUUCAAUUGGCAGUAAAUUAAGGUCAAAGUCAAGAAGAUCAAGGGAGGGGCCCGAUGAUUAUAAUUGCUUAAAAAAGAAAGUAGAACAUUUACAAUAUGAAACAAUGUCUCUAAGAGAAAGUCUGGCAGAAGAACAAAUGGCAAGAAGAAAAAUGGAAAAAUUCAUCCGCACUUCUCUAAAAGGAAUUGUACCUGAUUUGAAAUGGGAAGAAUUCAAAGAUGAAACAUGAAACUUGAAGGACAAAUAGAUAAACAUGAGAUGAGAAGAAGUAUGGGCCUGUUCCUCCUACACUUGGACAUUUACUCAUUUCUGUGCCACUGAUGAUGAUGAUGCCGAUCAUUCUAUCUUGGAUGUAUGUCGUCAAGUAAUGUUCGUACUGUUUCAAAUAACUCCUUAAAGGAAUUAACAUUGCAAUUUUUCUUCAUAACUAUCUCGUAAUUGCAAUAAUCUGAUUGGCUGCGUCAGUUGUGCCUCCAGAAUUUCUUCACAGAUGCUAGACCACAUCUUGACAUCAGUUUUGUGAAAAGGCCUGUAGCAUCUCAUCCUCUUUUAUCUCGGCAUGUCUGUCAGUCUGUCGUUUUGAAAUAAUCAAGCACUCUCCUACUCAAACUGUAUGAUAACAUUGACCUUUACGUAUCUUGAAUGACUGAAAGGGUUUGGUUGUCAUAGCAUCUCACAGCAGUAAAUUAAUGCUAUUAAUAUAUGAAAAAACAAUGGUAUUCUCGUAACAUCCUGGAAAAUAUGAAAUAAUAUUGGUUGAUGAGUUUAAUGGUUAUCACUAUGGAAAAAAGACAAUUACUAUCGAAAAAGGACAAUUGCUAUUGAAAAAUGGAAAAUGUUGCAAGAUUUUUAUUUACAUCGGGCACUGAACUCCAGGAGCAAGGUGUUGCUGAUGGCUUGGAAAUAAUUUGGCAGUCAUAUAUAAGAAUGAUGUUGAUGCAACCAAAGAGCAAGAAACCACAGAGGUGUUAGCUGGCAAAUAAUAGAGUAAAAGUCUUGCUGCGUCAAGUCAUUCAAAUGGAUYGAAAGGUGCUUCCAUCAAGUGUCAACAUCUUAUCAGAUGAGUCGUAUAAUCAUUCAGAUAUCCAAAGGAAAACAGUGGAAUUUGUGUUAUUUUUGUUGUGUUGUUGUUGGUAGUAAGAGCAGUCUUCGCAUGACUGUGAAAAGCUCAGUGCCAUAUGCGUGCCGUGCCGUAACCGCAAUGUUUUCUAAAACUUUUAAUUGGCUGAUAGUUUUCUCACACAAUGCGAUUGGUCUGGAAAGGUGUGACCCUGUCCGCACCAUGUUUGUAUCGUGUUUCAGGCAUUUGAUUAGAUGGAGGGUAAAUUCUUGUGCAAAGUGAUUGGUCUGGCAUAUGCCUUGCCAUGUCAGGACUGUGUUCGUGCCUUGAGGUUUUCACAGUUAUACAAAAACUGCUCUGCCUUGGUGAUGUUGCAAGAACUAGAUCUUGAUGUUUAGAAUCAUGUUGAAUGUUGGUAAGACAACUUGACUUUAUGGGGUGCCUGUGUUGGUAAUGGUAAAUUAGCUACUGACACCCUAACAACAACCUCCCAACACCUUACCUACUCACAGCUGACACCAUAUGGACAUCCUACCGAUGUCAAUUCUGGGAUUGCAUUCUUUACUUUGGCUAUAAAUUAUACUUGCAAAGAUAGAUUAUGAGAACGAAUUUGUGUUGUUCAUAAUGUCGAGAUGUUUAAUAUAUACCUUAAUGAUGGAACUAUGCAAUAUAAAAGUUAUAUCAACAAGAAUGAGGCGUAGAUAUUUAUUUUCCAGUGUGGUGGCAAGCAGAAAACAGAAGCAUUUAUUAACAAGUUGUCAAUAUUAUUAAUUCAUUAGCAAUAAUAAAUUAUAAAGCAUAUAUUUGUACUUCAAAUCUUAGAGAAACUUUUUCACUUUUUGCUAAAUUAUCAUAAAAAGCGUUGCCAUGGUUUAAUUUCCAUGUAAAUGGUGGAAAUCAUAGGUUAUUAUUAGCUAUUUCGAAAAAAAAAGGUUGGUAAACAUACUUUUGUCGUAUGUUGUUUACUAAGCUUGAAGUGUAUUGUAUUGAUAUAUAAAUAAUGUCAGCACAGCCUUCUUUUACCAAAAACAUACCUAAUUUCCCUAUCAAGGCAAUCUGGGAAAUGACUUGCUGUAUGGACGGGAAGCACACGUUCACUGGACACAAAAGGGUUUGGUAUUCAACAUGCAACAAAACAAUGAUUCACCAACCUUCCUUAAAAUAGAAGUAUAGUCCUCCUCAGAGCGUUUAGAAGUGUUUGGAAAAAGUGAGGCUUCAUAGAAAUUGUCUGCCUUCAUAUUUAAUGAUUUGUUUUAAAACCACUUUUAAAAAUAUUUUUACAAAAUAAUUAUUUUGGUGUAACUUGUUACCAGCCUCCUUAAUUUCUAGAACUCAGAACAGGGCUAUCUAUAUAAGGUUCACUGCAGCAAUUCACCGUUCUCAUAAUGGCUGAUGAGCACACGAAAACGAGGUCACCCAGUCAUCUGAUAAGGCCGAGUGCUCAUUCAAAAUUAAGGUAGAUAGCCUGAAUUCAGGUCAAAGGUAAACGCAUUUCAUGUGCUUUUUCAUCUUUUAUUGUGUACUAAUGAGUGAGUGGCCAUGUUUUCAUGCACUUGUCUGCCAUUACGAGAACGCUGCAUGGAAUCUCUGUAAUGGUUUGCUAGAUAUUUCUGACCUUUUUUAGAACAUAAAUCUUUUUAAAAGCUUU